UGGCCGAUCUGUGCGCACCGCGAGAGCGCAUAAAGGCCGAACCUGAGCCGAAUAUUUGCAUAUCAUUUAAUUACCACGCGUGUGACGGAUCUUUUUCCACUGAACGCAUAACGUCUUAUUAGAUUUACACUCAUUCAAAAUUAGACGGAACUGCUUGAUGUCGGAACUUAAGAUUUAUUUAACGUAUGACCAUAAAACGAAUCUAAUACUUGAGGCAUAAUUUAUAUAGGAGGUGUUGAUUGGCAAUUUUUUUUUCAUAUUUAAACAAGUUGUUCCUGUAUAAGCUAAUUUAGAAAUGUAACGAAUUAAAGCGAGCAUCUACAGCAGUUUUAUAUUGGGUCGCUUUGUUUUAUAUUAUAACUUUUUAUUGUUGUCAGAUGUCUUACAUAUGCUCUACUGUAGUUUAAUACAAAAUUUUUACUGCAAUUCAAAUGCGGGAGCGACUAUAUACUUGUUAUAAAUAACAUUUUGAUAAAAGGAUAACAUGUAACGAGUUGGAAAACAUCAGUUCGACACUUACUUUUCUGAAAAAGAAAAAAAAAACAUCAUAAAGACAGGCAAGUCCUUAAUUUAUUUAGACCUGCAUCUAUUGACUGAUUUAUAAAUUCUAGGUAAAAGUUGUUUACAUUUCCAAAAUAGUUGCAUUUAUCAAUCAAAGCAGGAUAAUUUAAAAAAAAAUGUGCAAAAAAGAGGAAAAGAAAACAGAGAUGUAGCCUAUGUCUUCUAUCUAUUUAUCUGUUUUGUAUAAUCAGCUCAGAUGUAGUGAUGUUAAACUGGGGGUCCACAGACAGGGAGGUGCACGCCUCGGUAGGAUAAAAGAGGAGGAAAGCGACGUGAUUGGCGCACCAGUCGGAGCUUCCGUGCGUCCCCGGUGACCCCACCCGGAGCGCUUUAAAAGCCCGUAGAUGGCAGCUCCGCAUCCUCUCCACAGCCACCGCAAAGAGAGAGAGAGAGAGCGGACAGCGGAGCGAAACGCACGGAGCGGACUAACCUCAAGACAUCUAACCGAAGGAGAACCGGGAGCGAAGAAAAUGAGAGGGCGGCUGCUGAACUUUGGGAAGAAGUAGUUUGAUAAGCGAAUAUUUAUUCCGGCGGAGAAACCUACCAACUGCCGAGGAGAAAAGGAGAAGUGUCGUCAGCCAUGCAGCACUACGGGGUGAACGGCUACUCUCUGCACGCCAUGAAUUCCCUGAGUGCCAUGUACAACCUUCACCAACAGGCGGCGCAGCAAGCGCAGCAUGCACCUGACUACAGGCCUUCAGUGCAUGCGUUAACCCUUGCAGAGAGACUAGCAGGUUGUACAUUUCAAGACAUUAUCCUUGAGGCCCGCUAUGGCUCCCAGCACAGAAAGCAGAGGCGCAGUCGCACGGCCUUUACCGCGCAACAGCUGGAGGCUCUGGAAAAAACCUUCCAGAAGACCCACUACCCUGAUGUGGUUAUGCGGGAGCGCCUGGCCAUGUGCACCAACCUGCCCGAGGCCCGUGUGCAGGUCUGGUUCAAGAACCGCCGAGCCAAAUUUCGCAAGAAGCAGCGCAGUCUCCAAAAGGAGCAGCUACAGAAGCAGAAGGAAGCGUCAGGAGCUGCUGACGACUCACCAGAAGACUCUAAAACAGACCUCACAAAUGCUCCUAACACCACCACCACCACCACCACCACCACUGUGGUUCCUGAAGUCCGCAGUCCUCCUCCUCCUCCUUCGUCCUCUUCAUCCUGUCACUCAGAGUCAGAGCGGCUGGCCGCAGCACGGCCUCAGCCGGGAGAGAUGAGCGUGGAAGUCAACGUCACGUCCCCAGAGCCAUCAGACAGCGAGUCAGCAACAGAAGAUAAUGCUGAGCGAGAGGAGGAGGAAAUUAGCGGGGAGUCGAGGGUGAAACUCAGGGAGGAGGUGCAAAGAGACGGGUCUGUCCAGGCAGGAAGGAGCUCUCCGUUCUGCAAGAGACUCAGUCCCACAUCAGACUCUCCAUUGAGCUCCCCCGCCCUCCCAACCUCCAGCAGUGUAACCAGCGGGCUGGUUCAGAGUAACUCCUACGCCUCGUCUCCCCUCAGCCUCUUUCGACUGCAGGAGCAGUUUCGACAGCACAUGGCAGCCACAAACAAUCUGGUGCACUACCCAUCCUUUGACAUGAGCGCACCGUCCUCCCUGCCCUACCUGGGCAUGAAUGUCAACAUGCCUUCCCCACUGGGCUCACUGCCCUGCCAGUCCUACUACCAGACCCUAUCACAAGCCCAACAGGUGUGGAACAGCCCGCUGCUGCAGACGGCUCCAGGCAGCCUCCCGGGAAGCCUCAACAGCAAGACUACAAGCAUCGAGAACCUCCGGCUAAGGGCCAAGCAGCACGCAGCGUCGCUGGGACUGGACACGCUUCCCAACUGAAGAACCUGACUGCAUUUCAGGCCAACAAUCCAACUUUUUCUUUUGACCUCUCAAAGUAAUUUCGUACACCCAAGAAGAUUUUCCGCAGAAGCCCAAGAACGUAUCAGUGUCACCUCCAAUAUGAUUGCGAGAUGUUUUGCUGAUCAAAUAUUUAAUGUCCGUACUAAUUUUCAAGUAAAAGUGAAGUGAACUGCUGAUAAUGUUUAAUUUGCAUUGUGAAAACCAGAGUUCAGUGGUUAACAGGAGAAAAGAAAGCGUUCGCAAAACAAACAAGCUGAGCUAAAGUAAACACUUUAGAGGACCUACCUCAGUAUGGAUUGUCAACACACAAUUUCCUAUUGCCUCAUUAUCAUCAUCACAGCAAUUCACCUCAAAGACAAGAGGAAUACAUCGCCUGGUUGGACUUAAGAGAUAACAAACCAUAACCAUCCCGUCUUGAUGGUAGAUGAGACUGAAGAGGAUGUUACUUUAAUCAACUGUGAAAGGGCAACGGUAUCAGCUGGUGCACACCAUGAUCAAGUCAGGACAAAAACAUCCUCCCAGUGUUCAUCUGAGAUUCUAAAAUAUCUUGCAACUCUACGAGAUCCCUUGAGCGUAACAUGUGCAUGCAUGAGAUCCUCUUAAGCUUGGCUUGUACAGCCACCCAACACAGCUAUCACGGGAACAGAAAAAGACCUGACACCACAAAACAAAGCUUGAGCCAUUCUCUGAGAGCUUCUUGUUCGAAGGCAUCCUUCUCAGCUUGGACUAAAUGGAGUGUUGUAAAUAACCCCCAAUGCUUACCUCCAUCUGACUGGUUUCAAAGCAAACCCCAAAUCAACUUUCGCGCAAAGGGUUUUGGAGAAAAAAAAAUAAAAUCAAUUUCUUUCCCAAUUAUAACCUCAAGCAUCCACAUAAAUAAAACACAGGGGAAAAGUUGCCAACAUGUUUGUGCUUGCCAGUGGCUUCAGCAGAAAGAAGCACAUGGUACAUCUCUGUAUUAUAUAUCACUGUAGAUGAAAGACAUGUAUUUGUCAGUUGGUUAAAAUAUGAGUAAUUUAUCUGUUCAAUGCAAGAGAAUAAAUUGUAAAUGAAGUGUU
Poecilia reticulata (guppy) is the source of this 3453-nucleotide messenger RNA. Lineage: Eukaryota; Metazoa; Chordata; Actinopteri; Cyprinodontiformes; Poeciliidae. The record is from RefSeq and is a predicted model, not a curated record.